AUGAACAAUUUGACUAAAGUCAUAUUCAAUGGAGAUUUUGAUGAAUCUUCAUCAUCCGAUGAUGAUAUCAUCAUAAUGCAACUGUUCACAGCGCAACAACAAAAAAUACAGACAUUAAGCUUAAACCAACCAGCCAGACAUGUUGGUCCCACAAGUGGUCGUCGAUACAUUAAUUGUGAAAGGGACAAAGGCGACGAACAAAUUUAUAUAGAUUAUUUUGUAGAUAAUCCUGUCUAUCCAGAAGAAUACUUCCGAAGAUGUUUUCGAAUGAGGCGGUCAUUGUUUGUUAGUAUGUUACAUGAUAUUCAACAAAUGAAUAAGUACUUUAUCCAAACUCGUGAUGCCACUGGUGAUCUUGGAUUAUCCGGUGUACAGAAGAUGAUUGUAGCACUUUGGAUCCUGCAGUACGGCACGCCUGCUGAUGCUGUAGACGAGUACAUUAGAAUCGGCGAAAAUAUCGCUAGAUUAUUGCAAGAGGGAGAGCAACGCGGAAUGUUAGGGAGUUUGGAUUGUAUACACUGGCGUUGGGAUAAAUGUCCAACUGUCCAAGCCGGUGCUUACACUGGACACUACCACAAACCAACAGUUGUACUUGAGGUAGUUGCCGCCUAUGACUUGUGGAUUUGGCAUGCUUUCUUUGGCAUGCCUAGCUCUCUAAAUGAUAUUACUGUUCUUGACAGGUCGCCGUUAUUUGCUGAAUUAACUAGAGGACGUGCCCCUGCUACCAACUACACCAUCAAUAAUCACGCGUACACCAUGGGGUAUUAUCUUGCAGAUGGUAUCUAUCCUCGUUGGGCAACGAUUGUGAAAACAAUAUCUCAGCCUCAAGGUGCAAAGAGACAACUAUUUGUGAGGAUGCAGGAGGCAUGUCGGAAGGAUGUCGAAAUGGCAUUUGGAGUGCUCCAAGCACGAUUUAAUAUUGUCAGAGUUCCAGCUAGAGGUUGGAGUGAUGAGGAUCUGUACUACAUCAUGAAGAUGUGCAUUAUUUUGCACAAUAUGAUCAUUGAAGAUGAGUGUGAUAUUCCAGAAAAUGAACGCAGUGCAGCACAACUUGAGACUAAUACCAGUAAUACCUGUUGUCAAGUGUCACGCGAUCCGAAAGAGGAGUAUGCUCAAUUUAUGUUGAAUCGGCAGAGGAUUAGAUCUAUUGAAGCCCAUAACGCAAUUUGUAAUGAUCUAAUUGAAGACUUGUGGUCCCGAGCUGGAGAGUUAUUUUGUAUUUUAUCUUUUUAA
Messenger RNA from Camellia sinensis, 1233 nucleotides. RefSeq lists its product as uncharacterized. NCBI's taxonomy places the organism in Eukaryota, Viridiplantae, Streptophyta, Magnoliopsida, Ericales, Theaceae. The record is from RefSeq and is a predicted model, not a curated record.